Molecule: messenger RNA, 2101 nt
Organism: Zootermopsis nevadensis
Lineage: Eukaryota; Metazoa; Arthropoda; Insecta; Blattodea; Termopsidae
Source: RefSeq, a predicted model, not a curated record
CGUCGGAGACAGAAUAUGAAAUCCCAAGCCAUUUCUUACUCCAAAUCAUCCGAAUAUCUGUCUCCGCAAGACCCAGAUCAAUGCUUUUUGACAACAUUGUUUGUGUGUGUGUGUUCUACAGGAAUCACUAGGCUGCCUGUUUUGGAAGGGGAAAUCAGCCACAUAGAGAUCCCUCGGCUCGCCACAAACCUGGGUAUCACCAUCGUAGGAGGAGCUGACACCGCUCUCCGUUGUGUUGUUGUGCAAGAAGUGUUUCCAGAGGGUUUGGUAUCCCAAGACGGUCGCCUUAAGCCUGGGGACCAGCUCAUAGAGAUCAAUGGCAUUGACAUGACAAAUGCUUCACAUCAUCAGGCAUGCCAAGCCUUAAGAAAAAUGAGCCCAGUUUUACGUCUUGGAGUGUAUCGAGAAAGGAUAGAAGCAUACAGCGCUCGCAUAUUAGCACACUACAUAGAAGAGAUCCACACAGUGACCUUGGAGCGACAGAGCAACCAGCAGCUUGGUGUCCGUUUGAGUGGCUGGUGGAUGGAGCAAGGCAUCUUCAUCCUGGAGAUCAUCCCAGGAAGUCCUGCUGCAAAAAGUGGUCAUCUAGAACCCUAUGACCGCAUCCUGUCCGUUAAUGGGGAGGAUGUGGCGUGCUGCAGGUUGGAUCACGCUUCAAGGCUCAUUCAGAGCAACGAGAAAGUGACGUUAGUGGUGGCUCGGAAGAAGCUGAACCGUAAUGCGCAAAGCAGAGAUGGUCAGCCGCUUCCAGUAUGUCAUGGAAGAACCAAAUCAGCCCCAGAGGCUCUUGGAACUAAUAUGCAACCAUCAGCAGCACCUGUUGGUGCAAGUAUGCAGACACAACAGCCAGAAUCCAUCAGUAAUGCCAACACUGAUCCAGACCUGCACUCACCACUGUUACAGUCACAGACCUGGCAGGCAAAGUUGCAGCAGAUAUCUCCAGAUAGGAACUUGAACAAUAUCGUAAAAGCUCUAUGCCACGAGCGAAGCCACAGCCAUUCAUGUGACGCACUGCAAAAUGUGGAAGGAAAACCAUGUCAGCAAUUGUCAUCACCACCUUGUGCAAGGCAUGUGCCCUCUUCUAUCAUAAGAAGGUCGUCUAAGGAAGUGACUGUCGAUGAUCUGGCUAUCAACAUCAAACGGAACCUGCAGAUAGAGGGUAUCCAGUUGCUUCAGAAAUGUGUAACAAUUAAUAAGGAGCCUAAUGAAAGUCUGGGCAUGCGAAUCGGAGGUGGACUGGGCAGUAACGAAGGGGACAUUCCCAUCUACAUUGCAAACAUUCAUCCACAAGGCUGUGUCGGAAAGACGCAACAAAUAUGGAAAGGUGAUAUUUUGCUGAAUGUGAAUGGAACCAGCCUGAUGGGCCUAACACACACGCAGGCUGUUGCAACACUUAAAGCUACUGUCGAGAAUACGCAGGUUUCACUGGGUGUUCUGGAGGGGCCAGAGACAUCUCUUGGAUCUCUCAACUUCAUCCCUUCAUGGUUAUACUGGCAGAAACUACCAAGGUGCCUUCAGUUUCCCAAGACUGUGAUCUUACAUCGGAGUCCUGGGGCAAGUCUUGGCUUCAGCAUCGUAGGUGGGGAGGAUCCUGUCCGAGGACCAGAAGCUAUUCACAUCCUGUUUGUUGUGCAAGACUCACCAGCAGCUAAGCAUGGAAAACUCAGGUGUGGUGACAGAUUAUUGGCAGUGGAUGGGCACAGUCUAGAAAAUGUGAAGCAUUCAGUGGCAGUAGCAAUGUUGAAACAGACAGGGAGCAAAGUGACGUUAGAAGUGGUGUCAUGGCUUGGGACAGAGCUGUAAACAUGCGUGAGUUCAUGAAACAACAAAGUUGUUGAUCCUCACACUCCGAGGCAGAGGAACAUUUUUUCAUAUCACAGUGAAUUAAGGAAUUAAACAAAAAGAAGGAAACAUUGCGAACAUUUUUUAUCGUCUUCAAGAAAAUAAAUUUAAAGUUUUUUGCCGAUGAAAUUCCUCUGAGGAAAACUCCUGUGCCAAUCUCCAUUGUGGCAGCUUGUAUGAAGUGCCAUUAUCUGUAAGAUUAUGCCUUGGUGGCCAUAUUGUUCUCCAUGAUAUUCUUCAAAUAAAAAGUUUGAGUGUA